CAAAGCUCUCUAUAGUCUCUAUUAUAUAUAAUUCAUUAUAUAAUACAGGAACCCGUUGCCGAAACCGCGUUGCUUUUUCUUCUCCUCCAAACCAAACCCAAAUUUUCUCUUGCUUGCCCUCUUUUAUUCUCUGCCUUUCUUUUCCAAUUCAAUAAAAACGAAACCCGAUAGCUGUAAUUCUUGACCCAUUUCAAUCCCCUCUUUCCUCCGUCUUCUUUGCCUUUUUCUGCUCAAUGAUCUGUAGACCUUUUGUAUUGAAUCCCUUGAAGCUCCAGUUUUGAUUCUUCUUAUUUUUUCUUAUUUAUUUUUGAAUUUUUUUUUCUUCUGUCCUUGUUGAUUCAAUGGCCAAUCACGAAUCCUUAUAGGGUUUGUGCGGCGACCAUUUGUAUAUUUGGUUUAGUUUUAGCAUUCUGAUUUUUGGUACAUAUAUUUCAACCCUGACAAUGGAAGCUGUAUAUUAGGGUUUGAAGAUUUUGGUUUUAUAGGGUUUGGUAUUCAAAUUUUUUUGGUGGAAAAUCGCAGAGAUGUCUUCCGCAGGUGUGGUCUCCAUUGUCCCUGUUCGCGAGGAGGGUUUGACGUUUUUGCCCCCUCCGUCCCCCGAGCACAGCCAAGAAUCCAUUAUGAUUUUCGUGGCUAUGUCCGAAGGCUCAAUGGUCCCGGUUAGGGUUUUGGGGUCCGAUUCAAUUGAGUCCAUGAACCUCCGGAUCCAGACCUGUAAAGGGAUUUUCACCAGAAAACAAAAACAGAAACUUGUCUGUGAAGGCAGAGAAUUAGCACGAAGCAAUUCACUCGUGCGGGACUAUGGCUUAACAGACGGCAACGUCUUGCAUUUAAUCCUCCGUCUCUCAGACCUUCAGGUCAUUACAGUAAAAACUUGCUCUGGGAAAGAAUUUACUUUUCACGUCGAGAGGAGCCGUAAUGUGGGUUAUGUCAAGCGUAAGAUAGCCAAGGAGAAAUCGGAGAAUGCAGAGGAUCACGAGGUUUUGCUCAAUGGCGAGCCGAUUGAGGAUCAGAGGCUGAUCAAUGAUAUCUCCAAGCACAAUUCCGAUUCAGUGAUUCAUCUGUUUGUGAGAAAGACUGCUAAAAUUCGAGCUUCCCCUGUAGGGAAGAACUUCGAGUUGUCUAUUACUGCACCACCGCUGCAGAAUGACGUUGAAGAUUUUGAAGUUGAAAAGACUUCGAAUAGAGAGACGUUAUUGGAGCCCGUGAUAGUCAACCCGAAGGUCGAAUUCCCUUCCGAGAUUAUUAACAUGAUUGAUUCCACUCUUGAAGGGUUGGAGACUGGAAAAUAUCCUGUUACAGCUUCAGAAGGUACUGGGGGCGCAUAUUUUAUGUGGAACUCGUCAGGAACUAAGUAUUUAUCUGUUUUCAAGCCAACAGAUGAAGAGCCUAAGGCCGUGAAUAACCCUCGUGGUCUGCCUUUGUCGGAUGAUGGUGAAGGGUUGAAAAAGGGGACUAGAGUUGGAGAAGGUGCAAUCAGAGAAUGUGCUGUAUAUUUACUCGACCACCCGAAAAUGGGCCCGCGCUCGAUUUCCGGUGAUAUUACGGGCUUUGCCGGAGUUCCCCCAACUGUUUAUGUGAGGUGCCUUCACCGGGGAUUUAAUCAUCCGGAUGGCUUGUCGGUUAAGAGUGGUUCUCUGCAGAUGUUUAUAGAGAAUAAUGGAAGUUGUGAGGAUAUGGGCCCGCGGGCUUUUCCGGUUCAGGAAGUGCACAAAAUUGCUGUGCUGGAUAUUAGGAUGGCGAAUGCAGAUAGGCAUGCUGGGAAUAUAUUGGUUGGUAAAGGAGAAGAUGGGCAGACGGUGCUAAUUCCAAUUGAUCAUGGAUAUUGCUUGCCAUAUAGUACUGUUAUUGUUCUUGGAUAUGGAUGUAACACAGAUUGCAUAGAGGGCUUAGAACAAGCGUUUGAGGACUGCACGUUCGACUGGCUCUACUGGCCUCAAUCUCGCCAGCACUUCAGCUCCGACACCAUUGAAUAUAUAAACUCGUUAGAUGCUGAAAAAGACAUUGCCCUGCUCAAAUUCCACGGCUGGGAUAUACCAAUUGAAUGUGCUCGUGUGCUACGUGUUUCCACUAUGCUUUUGAAGAAAGGCAUAGAAAAAGGUCUUACCCCAUUUGCCAUAGGCAGUUUAAUGUGCAGACCAACAGUUAGGCAGCAAUCUGUGAUUGAAGAGAUUUUGCAAGAAGCUCAGGAUUCUGUGCUGCCUGGCUCGAGCGAGGCCACUUUCCUUGAGUCGGUUUCUGUUUUCAUGGAUCGUCGUCUGAAGGAAAUUGAUUAGUACUGUUUGAUAUGGGAAACAUCAUGCAUAAAGUUUGUGUAUAUGUGCAUAUUGUGUUUUGUACAUAUUCACAGGUUGAUGGUUAUGGAAGUGUGUAUCCGUUUCGUAUUUGCUUUUCAGUUUCGGGGAUAAUUGUCUCUCUGGAUUGAUUGGUCUCUGUUCGUUGGGGAUUAAUUCGGAUAAUUCGACUGUCAGUUUUUUGGGUGAUUUCUUCUGGUGUUUUAUUAUGUGAUUUGAACCCUUUAUAGUGGAAAAAAUGAAUGAAGGGCUUAUUAUUAUUAUUUUUAUA
Striga asiatica is the source of this 2565-nucleotide messenger RNA. NCBI's taxonomy places the organism in Eukaryota, Viridiplantae, Streptophyta, Magnoliopsida, Lamiales, Orobanchaceae. The record is from the annotation of a GenBank genome assembly.